Messenger RNA from Rubroshorea leprosula, 819 nucleotides. Lineage: Eukaryota; Viridiplantae; Streptophyta; Magnoliopsida; Malvales; Dipterocarpaceae. The record is from the annotation of a GenBank genome assembly.
AUUUUAUCCUCUACAUCGUUGCUCCUCUUUGUCAUCAGAAAAAGAUGCAAGAAACUCCGGUCAUCGUUGUCGGAGCCGGACCCUCUGGCCUCGCCACCGCGGCCUGCCUAAACAUCCAAUCAAUCCCUUACAUACUCCUUGAAAGAGAAGACCGUUUCGCUUCUCUAUGGACAAAAUACUCUUACGACUGUCUCCACAUCCACUUACCCAAGCAAAUCAGUACUCUUCCCCACAUGCCAUUCCCUGCUAAUUUUCCCACCUAUGUUCCCAAAGACCAAUUCGUACAAUACCUACAAAGCUAUGUCUCCCAGUUCAACAUCACUCCUCUGUACCGGAGGUGCGUGUUGCCAGCAAUAUCAAGCAUAAGAGGCAAUGAGGUGUUAUUUGAGAAUGGGAAGGCACAUUCCUUUGACACAAUAGUUUUCUGCACCGGAUUCAGGCCAUCCACAAACAAGUGGCUUAAGGGAGGUGACCAUUUGCUGAACGAGAAAGGGAUUGCAAAGAACAAUUUCCCUAACAACUGGAAAGGAAAGAAUGGGUUAUACUGCACUGGAUUGUCAAGGACAGGGUUUAAAGGAGCAAGUUUUGAUGCCCAGAGCAUAGCCAGCGACAUCAAGUCACUACUGUAACACAGAAAGCUGGAAAAAGAAGGAAGUGCUUUGAUGAGUUCUAGUUUCUAUAAUGUUAUUGUUGGAUUGGUUACCUUCUGGGAGGUUGAUGUCCUGAUAAAACGAAAUUUAUGCAUUCUAGGUACCUGUGUGCAAGGACUAUGCCAUCACAUAGUGGGAGAAAAGCUGAAAAUAAAGUGUUUGAAUGGGU